Messenger RNA from Seriola dumerili (greater amberjack), 975 nucleotides. RefSeq lists its product as uncharacterized. Lineage: Eukaryota; Metazoa; Chordata; Actinopteri; Carangiformes; Carangidae. The transcript has 8 exons. The record is from RefSeq and is a predicted model, not a curated record. Bases 73 to 975 code for a protein of 300 amino acids.
ACACCACUCCGCUCUGACAGCGCCAACACAGCUGACUUUAACAGGUUGAACGUCGAAGAAAAUAUUAGCAUCAUGUCAAAAGAUGUUGACAGAGGCCAGGUGUUUAGAACCACCAGGGUGCGGACUGUACUGAAGAAUGAUGGCAGCUGGAUCCAAAAAUCUAGUCAGGAAAAAGAUGAGCAAGAUGAAGCACGGACAGACCAUGCUGUGGAGACCAAACCAGCUCCAGUCAGGCAGAAAUCAUAUGUCCUCUCCACAGCCAUGAAAUUUGAAUCAGUAGAUUCUCCACUGAGCCCUCCUCUCGAAAAGACACAGCUCUCUCCAUCUAAAGGUGAUUCAGCUAAUCAGGCAAAUGCUGAUGUUAUCCCUCUCCAAAAUGAUGCUCAGCCUGAGGGGUCAACAGUGGAGACCACAGACUAUACAAAGCCCCAAGCAGCCACAGAAGAACUUAUCCAAAAUGGUAAAGUACAAAUAGAAAAAAUUGUUGCCAACACAGCUGCAGAAAACAAGGAAGAAUAUGCUGAUACCAAAGUCGAUCAGUCAAACGUCGAACACAGUGAGGCCAAAGUCUCUGCAGUUGCUGAUGUGAAAGAUCCUGUUGCAGAAAUCUCUGACGUGGCUGGUACAGGGGAGAGUAAAGACCCUGCAGAGGUCCCUGCUGUUCUUGCAGUGAAGGCUCAAGAGGAACCUUCAGUUGAAACAGACCCAGCAAAUGCAGCACAUUUGGAGGAUACAGGAGUAGAAUCAACUGAACCAUCUGCAGAGGGGAGUUCUAACAAAUGUCCUCCAGAACAUGCUGCAGAAGAUAUUUUUAAAGCCGUAGCCGUGGUUGUGGUGGAGUCAUCACCUGAUACGAUUGAUGUAACACCAGGAGAAGAGGCUGCUCUCCAAAACCGCGUGGAAGCAGACCCUGACUUACUGUCAACCGUGUGGAGUCUGAAGUUGAGUCUGCAGCUCCAACAGAACCGGAUUUAA